Conger conger (European conger) is the source of this 4532-nucleotide messenger RNA. It is a transcript of the gene nkain2, whose product is annotated as sodium/potassium transporting ATPase interacting 2. The coding region runs from base 580 to 1206 and encodes 208 amino acids. The transcript has 7 exons. Gene Ontology annotation, biological process: regulation of sodium ion transport. The record is from RefSeq and is a predicted model, not a curated record. Lineage: Eukaryota; Metazoa; Chordata; Actinopteri; Anguilliformes; Congridae.
AUUGGCAUCGUUCAUCUACACAGGACAAUGAGAUGGGAAUUUGGACGGAGUGAUUUUACGGUUCCUAGUUUUACUUGCUUUGUAAUUUAGCCUACGAACAAUUAUCGGUAAAGCUUCGAGCGUUGUCACUACGUACGGGUUUUGUGUUUAUUUGCAUCAACCAUGUUUUGAUAUCUAUAUACUGCUUUUACAAAUAAAUUGACAAUUAACGAGGAAAAACGGACUUUCACAAUUUAUUCUCGGAUUGCUUGACAUUUAACCAUCGGAAAAGCUGAACUGUUUGAGAAGAUAACCUGCUGGAUGAACAGUUUUAUAAGCUUUAAUUGUUGUGCUUAUACCGUUAUAACUGGAUACAAUCAUUUUUCCUUCGUAUCUUCUUAAGUGACAGACAUGAAGUGAAGGUAUUCUAAUAAGACAAUUCUAAUGUAUGAAUAGCGCGUGGAAGCGAAUCGGUCCUAAAGCACGUCACCUGCACGGUGUGGUCGCUCACAGGAACUGCUUGGUCAACAGCAAAAGGAUUGGGGAUUUUGGAGUUACAGUGAUCCACGUGGAACGGGAAUCCUAAGUGGACGCUUAAUCAUGGGCUGUUGCAGUGGCCGGUGUACACUGGCCUUUAUAUGCGGCAUGCAGCUGAUUAGCAUAUUGGAGCGACAGAUCUUCGACUUUCUGGGUUACCAGUGGGCUCCAAUCCUUACCAACUUUGUUCAUGUCAUCAUGGUUAUCCUGGGCCUCUUUGGCACUGUGCAGUUCAGACCGAGAUACGUUACAGGGUAUGCGGUUUGGUUGGUCCUGUGGGUCACCUGGAACGUCUUUAUCAUCUGCUUCUACCUGGAGGUGGGCGACCUUUCCAAGGACCAGGACCUGAUCAUGACCUUCAACAUCUCCAUGCACCGGUCCUGGUGGAUGGAGAACGGCCCCGGGUGCAGGGUGACCCCGGUGACUCCCCCUCCGUCCUGGGCCCCUGAGGACCACCGCUACAUUAGCAUCUCCGGCUGCCUGCUGGAGUACCAGUACGUGGAGGUCGCUCACAGCUCCCUGCAGAUCCUUCUGGCGCUUGCUGGGUUCAUCUAUGCCUGUUAUGUGGUGAAGCUCAUUUCAGAGGAAGAGGACAGCUUCGAUUUUAUAGGAGGGUUUGACUCCUACGGUUAUCAAGGGCCACAGAAGACGUCGCACCUCCAGCUGCAGCCGAUGUACAUGUCAAAGUGACAAGGACACCUGCCUUAAGAACACAUCCAAUAGACAACUUUUGUUUUUUUUCUUCUUUCUUAAAUGUCUUAAAAUUAUACAGUGUCUUACAAACUGACUGAAAAGAAGAAAACAAUGUUUGACAGUUGAACCUCAAAGAUUGAAACAAUCACACCGGCCUUUUCCUUUGUCUCUGCCCGGCAACACCACACAGGCUCGGGAGAGGCCUUUUCCGGGGGGAGGGUUGUGAGCAGACGCGAGACCGCCACCCUGUGGCCACGUACUCCUGAUGCUCCUCAGACCUCCGCUCUGGCUUUCUCUCUCGCCGAGGCAGAGCGACCGGGACAUCAAGGCUGCGAGCGACAUCGAUCCCGAUCGACUUUUCCCAAAGAGAUCGAGAUUCUGGACAAAAAGGAACCGUUGGAAUAGUGCCAUGUACUGACGGCUCUCGGUGGCCGCCGGCUGUCAGCUCUCGCCGAUUAACACGAUUAGAAAUUCUCUCCGCUAAAGGAAUGUUCAUUAACUCCUCAAUACAACUUUAGUCAUAAUAAUGCAGUAGUAGCUCUAGCUCCCUUAAAAAAAACUGUCUAGUGUCCAUGAGAAAUUGUUAGCACGGUGUCCCACGUGCUAAUGUGCUGCCAUCCUUCGCAUUUGCAACAGAGCAGCCGUCUAACCUUGGGCCGUCAGGAAGUAAAAAGAAAAAAAAGGUUGAUCACUUGAAAAAGGGAGGAGAAUUGCUUUUCCUUUCCUGAGGUUGUAUUUGUCCUGAAAGUGCCAAGAACAAUGACAGAAAACGGUCUUUUGAAAACAGUGGAUGUUUCCCAUAGAGAUUAUAUUUAUUUAUUUAUUUUCUCUGAAGUACAGCAGUGGUUUUUCACAGAAAGCCUUUGUGUAUUUUUAAGUUGGCUACUCUUUCACUGAUUGGGCUCUAACAUCCUUUCAGAGUCAGUAUGGGAUAUGAUGAUGAACUCUGUUUGCACGCGGUGUAAAAUCUAUGGCCUGUUUAACUACUGAAAGCAUUAGUUUACCAGAGAUCUCCAAAAAGGCAGAUGCAACCGCGGUCCCGGAAAAAGACCGCCAUCGCUCCCUGCUUUUGUAAGACAGCACUGAGAGUUUCGUCAAACGACAAAAAGAAAUGUAACUUAUUUACAUUUAAGCCGUUUUUAAUGUGUAACAGUGUUUACUCUUUUUAUAGUUCAUAAUUUAUUAUGUUGUGUAAGUGGGCCUUUCGUUCUUCUAACUGUACAAAGGGAAGGAAGACGUGGGUAACGGUGACGCGCGGAUAGCGUGACGUUGCGAGGGGGCAGGGGUAUGUGGUAGAGUUUGUGCUGUGACUGAGAAUAUUGUGCUUCAUGUAGUGGGCAGCACAGAACCCUGAAUCCCGCCCAAACAGAUUCUGUGCUUACGUAGCGACACUGGGUGUUUCUUAUACUCACGAUAGAAGUGGGUCUCAAAGUCGACAUCAUUCCAUCUUUGACUUUAAAAAUCGAAGAUUUCCCAUUAAUGUCUUUAAUUCCUGGCAUCGUGUGAAAGAAAUAAAGCAUUAGGUGUACAUUAGCUAUUCUGGAAAUGAGUGGGGUGGACAAGCCAACCUCCUCUUUAUAAUGUAAAACUGCAGCUUUGUUCUUAUUCCUGACGUCACCUCUCCACUCUCCUCUAGUCAGUCUUAAAUGAUACAUCGAAGCUUAAAAGGAUCUUCUCGACCCACAGAAAGUUUGCCGUGUGAUUAGAUGUGUCUCCAGCCGAUUUGUGCUAUUAACAAUGGUGAGUAGGGUCUAAGGCAUAAUACAGAAAAUCACUCCCUCCACUGAAUUUCUCCAUCUAUAAUUUAAAUGGUUCAUUAAAAAUGCAUACAUUCGCCGUGCAUAAAUCUCUCAUUUGAUGUACUAGACUGCUAAGCCUUGUAAUUGUGGGCCCAGUAAGUGUGUGCUUGCAAAAUUUGUCUGGAUAAGUAGAGAUUCUCUACAGUGUGAUUGUUAAUGGCUUGAGGAAUGAGGUCUAUUUUUGAAAGACACCGAAUGCUUUUACACACAGUUGUUAACAUUCCAAACUGAGAGAAAUAGGUGCUUAUCCUGGCUGUGGGACUGAACUCUCAAUCAGAAAGUGUAAUAGAGGGGUCAACCUGUGUAAUCGAUAUAAUCUGUGUACAGUGAACCAGGGGGUAAAGCUUCUACCCCUAAAGACAACAGUGACCAGUGCAUUCUGGGACUUUUAAAGCAGUAUUGAACCCAGGGCAUACCGCAUAAUAACUGCGCUGAACGUGGCUAAGACAAAAUAGCUAUUUAGCCAGCUCAAACUGGGAUAAGAAUAUCAGACACGGUUCAUAGGCCUACUGUGUGAAUUCCACCUAAUUCCAGGCUUGAAACAGUGUACCUACUAUAUUGGAAUUAACAGUGUCUAAUGUCUUUCUCAAUUUCAGAUUCUACACUCAAAUUAUUAAUGUUUUGGUUGUACUAGAAGCUAUAUGAUCGCAAUUAAAGAAUGAAACGAGGGAUAUCUGUAUUGGUAGUUAGCUACACGGACUUAAUUUGUGACUGAACUUAACAAUGCUGUUGCUGUAAUUGACCCGUCCUCGGCCUGCUAUUAAGCUAUUUCUCUCUGAUGUGUGCUCCUUGCCUCCGAUAAUGCGCUCUCGCUCCGUCCUAGAACGCACCUUGGGGGUCUCAGACACACGCUAUAAUUUCAAAGGUCCUUGUUAGCAGCUGAGAAGGGAGAAAUACCCACAGAUAUGCUGCGCUACUCACAAAAUGGAUACCGCGCCACGCGACCCCGUGUCAAAGGCAAUAAAAAGCACUGAGUCACACGUACGCUAGCGCCAACAUAAUGUUCCUGCAGUUUGGCCUGUAGGCUGAAUCACUGCCCUUCAUUGUAGUAGUCAUAUAACGUAGGCAAUGGUUCUGAAGCAAAAUCAUUCAGUAGAAUCCCAGGCAGUAUUGCAUGAGGCUUCUGCAGAGGUAGGUCUCCUGGAUUAACAUUUGAAGUCACUGUUACUGUGUUUCCGACACCUUCAAUCUCAAAGCUGAUGCCAGGUUGUAAAUAAGUCGAUAUGAACUCUUAACAGGUUCUGAUAUUUUGUGAUAUAUACAAGAUGUUGUUUGGAUCCAAAUUUCCAAUUAGGCUUUUUUUAAUGGAAUACAGUGCACUAUUAAUCAUUUCAACAUUAUUGACAGCUUUGUUAUAUGCUAUUGCAGGCACCAUUCUUUCUAGAAGCAUCCGUUAAGAAAUACAGCAGUUGUUUAACCUGGGUUCAGUGCUGACUUCUACUUUCAACUAGUUUUAGCUGUUUUCUAUUUCUGUUUUUAAAACAACUGUAAAUAUAAUAAACUCAAGACUGUGGAAAAAACAAA